AUUAAUAGAAGAAAAAAACGACACGACCUCAUCCUCAACCGCCCCACCCCCUCCUCCCUCCACCCCCACCCCCGCCGCCGCGCCACUCCCGAUCACAACUCCUCCUCCGAUUCAAACCCCGACGAACUAGGCUUCGACAACUGGCUCGACCAGAAGCUCACCGGCGGCGGCGAUGGUGAUCUGGACAGGUCGAAGAGGAAGUACUACAUCAAGAGGCGGAAGCGGAUGCACGGCGGCGAUUCGGAGGAGGAGGAGAGUAUGGUGGAGCUGAAGCCGGAGGUGGUGGAGUUCAACACGUUGCACAAGAGGGAGGAGGAGCUCUACUUUUUUGACACGUUUGCUUAUCCAUGGGAGAAGGUGUACCAGCUCGAGAAGAAGUACUUCCCUGAUCAGGGCCUUGAUAAGGCAUUUCUAGAACCCGGCGAGACCAAUUCAGUUAGGAAUUCGAAGAGUAGGAAGAAGAUAGAGCAAGAUAAUAAAGGAAUGGUGUUCUUUGAGGAGGAGAAGGAGAGAGAAACUGCGGCCGCGGCGGCGGAGAUGAAUGAGGUGGUUAAGGAGAAGGAGGUGGAGGAGUUUUUCAAGUGUUUGAAGAAAGCUCCUAGUGAAGAAAUGGAGCCGUAUUUGCUGACCAGGAGUGAUGAGCUGCCGCCGAGGUGGGACGGGCCGAAUGGGACUGUGGUGUUGGUGAAUAAGCCGAAAGGGUGGACGUCUUUUACAGUUUGUGGGAAGCUGCGGCGCCUGGUCAAAGUGAAGAAGGUAGGGCAUGCUGGGACGCUUGAUCCGAUGGCAACUGGUUUGUUAAUUGUGUGUGUUGGUAAAGCUACUAAGGUUGUGGACAGCUAUCAAGGUAUGACCAAUGGUUACAGUGGAGUUUUCCGUUUGGGAGAGGCUACUUCGACUUGGGAUGUGACUUCACCGAUCAUUCAGCGUGAACCGUGGGAGCAUAUCAAAGAUGAAGAUAUAAAGAAAGCUGCUGCAUCCUUUUCUGGAGAUAUCUGGCAAGUACCUCCAAUGUUUUCUGCUAUCAAAUUUGGAGGUGAAAAGAUGUAUGAGAAGGCAAGAAGAGGAGAGAGCAUAGAGCUCUCACCCAGACGAUUAUCAAUCUAUCAGUUUGACAUUGAACGCAGCUUAGAUGACAGACAAAAUUUGAUUUUCCAGGUUUCUUGCUCUAAAGGGACAUAUAUUAGGUCUCUAUGUGCUGAUUUGGGGAAAGCCCUCGGCAGUUGUGCUCAUUUAACUGCCCUUCGAAGAGAUUCAAUUGGGGAAUAUUCUGCAGAUAAUGCAUGGGAUUUCCAAGAGCUGGAAGAUGCAAUUACCAAAACGUAUUUUUAGCUUAACUAACAUAGUCUGAUUCUUUGUCUUGCACUGGGAUUAUUAGUUAUGUUUUAUUGUAGAAGGAACUAUUGAAGGGUCUACCAUCUCUUUCUUGGCUUUCUUCUGUUCAGAACUUGUUAUGGAAUCUCCCUUGGGGUUUUGCACUUCACACCAAAAUUGUGUUUCCUAAUAUAUCCACAUAGCUGUUUAGGCUACUCG
Messenger RNA from Argentina anserina (silverweed cinquefoil), 1533 nucleotides. RefSeq lists its product as uncharacterized. Gene Ontology annotation, cellular component: mitochondrion. The annotation marks the transcript as partial. Gene Ontology annotation, biological process: tRNA modification; mRNA pseudouridine synthesis. Lineage: Eukaryota; Viridiplantae; Streptophyta; Magnoliopsida; Rosales; Rosaceae. The record is from RefSeq and is a predicted model, not a curated record. Gene Ontology annotation, molecular function: pseudouridine synthase activity; RNA binding. The transcript is spliced from 9 exons.